UCUCGCCAUCUUCGCCGUUUCCUCUCAGGGGCCGCCGCCGCCGCCUGAGCCGCCGAGCCCCGGGGCCGCCGCGCCGAACGCCGCCGCCAUGAACAUCUUCCGGCUGACCGGGGACCUAUCCCACCUGGCGGCCAUCGUCAUCCUGCUGCUGAAGAUCUGGAAGACGCGCUCCUGCGCCGGUAUUUCUGGAAAAAGCCAGCUUCUGUUUGCACUGGUCUUCACAACUCGUUACCUGGAUCUUUUUACUUCAUUUAUUUCAUUAUAUAAUACAUCUAUGAAGCUUAUCUACAUUGCCUGCUCCUAUGCCACAGUGUACCUGAUCUACAUGAAAUUUAAGGCAACCUACGAUGGAAAUCACGAUACCUUCCGAGUGGAGUUUCUGGUGGUCCCUGUGGGAGGCCUCUCAUUUCUAGUCAAUCAUGAUUUCUCUCCUCUUGAGAUUUUGUGGACCUUCUCCAUCUACCUUGAAUCAGUGGCUAUCCUUCCACAGCUCUUCAUGAUCAGCAAGACCGGAGAGGCGGAGACCAUCACCACCCACUACCUGUUCUUCCAGGGCCUCUACCGUGCUUUGUAUCUCAUCAACUGGAUCUGGCGCUUCUACUUUGAGGGCUUCUUUGACCUCAUUGCUGUGGUGGCCGGCGUUGUCCAGACCAUUCUAUACUGCGACUUCUUCUACUUGUACAUUACAAAAGUACUCAAGGGAAAGAAGCUCAGUCUGCCAGCGUAAGUGCCAAAGACCAUCACCAGCAUCUGUCCUUCAGGGUGCUCGGACAGAAUUCUUACCACAGCAAAGGCACAAGAUGCUUGACACGGAAAAUCAG
Messenger RNA from Diceros bicornis minor, 821 nucleotides. RefSeq names its product KDEL endoplasmic reticulum protein retention receptor 2 (gene KDELR2). Gene Ontology annotation, cellular component: membrane; endoplasmic reticulum; cis-Golgi network. Lineage: Eukaryota; Metazoa; Chordata; Mammalia; Perissodactyla; Rhinocerotidae. The transcript is spliced from 5 exons. Gene Ontology annotation, molecular function: ER lumen protein retrieval receptor activity. The record is from RefSeq and is a predicted model, not a curated record. Gene Ontology annotation, biological process: protein retention in ER lumen; endoplasmic reticulum to Golgi vesicle-mediated transport. The coding region runs from base 89 to 727 and encodes 212 amino acids.